AUGGGGAACCAGGAUGGGAAGCUGAAGAGGAGCGCAGGUGAUGCCUUGCACGAAGGCGGAAGCAGCGCCGAGGAUGCUGUCGGGCCCAGAGAUGUGGAAGCCACAAAGAAGGGGAGCGGGGGCAAGAAGGCGCUGGGCAAGCACGGCAAGGGGGGAGGAGGUGGCGGCGGGGGAGAGCCAGGCAAGAAGAAGAGCAAGUCGGAAUCCAGAGCCUCAGUGUUUUCCAACCUGCGGAUCAGGAAGAACCUGUCCAAGGGGAAAGGCACCAGCGGCUCCCGCGAGGAUGUGCUGGACUCCCAGGCCUUGCAGAUCGGGGAGCUGGACAGCGCGCACUCCCUGGUCACCAAGACCCCAGAUCUCAGCCUCUCUGCAGACGAGACGGGCCUGUCGGAUACCGAGUGUGCUGACCCUUUCGAGGUAACCCGUCCAAGUGGCUCUGGACCCACCGAUGUUGGGGUUGGGGGCAGGGUGGUCUUGGGGGAUUUGGAAGCUGCUGCAGGGGUGCAGGAUGGACAAAGAACCAGUUCCGGCUCGGACACGGACAUCUAUAGCUUUCACUCGGCCACGGAGCAAGAGGAUUUGCUCUCAGACAUCCAGCAGGCGAUUCGCCAGCAGCAGCAGCAGCAGCAGCAGCAGCAGCAGCAGCAGCAGCAGCAGCAGCUGCUGCUCCAGGGCCCUGAGAAGCCUGCAGCAGCCUCCACAGCCGCCUCCCCCCAGCCCGGGGCCUUCUUGGGCCUGGACCAGUACCUGCUGGGCACGAGCAGCGCAGCCGGGGAGGCCCCUUGCAGUCCCGACACGGAGCAGGCUCGGUCUACGCUGUCUGACCUGCCUCGGAGCCUGGUCACCGAGCCCGGGGUGCCCGAGCAGCCUCCACCCCCCGGAGCCUUAGCUGUGCCUGGCCUGCCGGUGGGCCAGCCUGCUGAUGCAGACUCGCCCUCCUCCCCGGCCUUCCGGUUCCCCGAGUCCUCACCAGCGGAGGAGGGCUCGGCCAGAAGCCCCGGCCCAGGGGUUGGGGACACUGAUGAGGAAGGCGAGGAAGACACUUUUGAGGAUGCCCCCCGAGACUCUCCAGGGGAGGCGUGGGGCCUGGAGGCGGGAGAGGACCCCCCGAGGCCGGGGGCAGAGCCCGAGGGGGAGCCCGGCAGGCCCGGCGCCCUGGCAGCCGCCUCCCUGCCAGGCAGUCCUGCGCCUAGUCCACGCUGCUUCAAGCCCUACCCGCUUAUCACUCCCUGCUACAUCAAGACCACCACCCGGCAACUCAGCUCGCCCAAUCACUCUCCGUCUCAGUCUCCCAGCCAGAGCCCCAGGAUUAAGAGGCGGCUGGAGUCUUCCCUGAACCGGGGGCCCAGGGCUGCCCUCGUCUCCGCCGCCGCUCCGCCCAAGAAGCACCGGGCCGACGGCGGCCUCACCUGCGGCCUCAGCCGCUCAGCGGACUGGACAGAGGAGCUAGGCAGCCGCGCGCCCCCGGCCGGGGGCUCUGCGCACCUACCGGAACGCGAGGCUGCCUCAGAGGGGGGCGGUGGGGUGCCCCCCGUACUGGCAGCCAAGGUGUCUGGGGCGCCGGCGGCUGCGGAUGGCUUCCAGAACGUGUUCACAGGGCGAACUCUGCUGGAGAAGCUGUUCAGUCAACAAGAGAACGGGCCUCCAGAAGAAGCAGAGAAGUUUUGCUCCCGGAUCAUUGCCAUGGGUCUUCUACUUCCUUUCAGUGACUGCUUCAGGGAACCAUGUGAUCAGAACGCCCAAUCAAGUUCAGCUCCAUUUGAUCAAGAUCAACUUUACACCUGGGCUGCAGUCAGCCAACCCACUCACUCACUGGAUUACACAGAAGGGCAGUUUCCCCGACGAGUCCCACCUGUUCGGCCACCAGCUACACCUCCUGAUGAAGAACACAGGUCUAAGGAUGUUGAAACAGAAUCGCAGUCUGCUGUUUUGGAAACUCCAAAAAAAUGUUCGGAUGCUGUUCAGCAGGUGGUCAAGUUAUUAAGCAACAAAAGGUCACAAGCAGUUGGAAUAUUAAUGUCUAGCCUUCACUUAGAUAUGAAAGAUAUACAACAUGCUGUUGUGAACUUGGACAAUUCUGUGGUUGAUCUGGAGACCCUUCAAGCUCUCUAUGAGAAUAGAGCACAAUCAGAUGAACUGGAAAAAAUUGAAAAGCAUGGCCGGUCCUCCAAAGACAAAGAAAAUGCCAAGUCUCUGGACAAACCUGAACAGUUCCUUUAUGAACUGUCACUAAUCCCCAACUUUUCAGAACGAGUCUUCUGUAUCCUCUUCCAGUCCACAUUUUCAGAAAGCAUUUGCUCAAUUCGUCGCAAACUAGAAUUGCUACAGAAAUUGUGUGAGACAUUAAAAAAUGGCCCAGGGGUUAUGCAAAUUCUGGGUUUGGUUCUUGCUUUUGGCAACUACAUGAAUGGUGGAAAUAAGACUCGAGGACAGGCAGAUGGCUUUGGGUUAGACAUUCUUCCGAAGCUGAAAGAUGUUAAAAGCAGUGACAAUAGCAGAAGCCUUUUGUCAUACAUUGUCUCCUACUAUCUUCGAAAUUUUGAUGAGGAUGCUGGAAAAGAACAGUGUGUUUUUCCACUGCCAGAACCUCAGGACCUUUUUCAGGCUUCACAGAUGAAGUUUGAAGAUUUUCAAAAAGAUCUCAGAAAACUAAAGAAAGACUUGAAAGCUAAAAUUGACCAAGAGGCAGAGGAGAAUUCACUGACAGAGACUCAUAAAUGCUUUUUGGAGACUACAGCCUAUUUCUUCAUGAAACCAAAAAUUGGAGAGAAGGAAGUGUCCCCAAAUGUUUUCUUCAGUAUCUGGCAUGAAUUCAGCUCUGACUUUAAAGACUUUUGGAAGAAAGAGAACAAACUCAUUCUACAAGAAAGAGUAAAAGAAGCCGAAGAGGUGUGUAGGCAGAAAAAGGGAAAAUCACUUUAUAAAAUAAAACCAAGACAUGACUCUGGAAUUAAAGCAAAGAUAAGCAUGAAAACCUGA
Messenger RNA from Puma concolor (puma), 2979 nucleotides. The record is from RefSeq and is a predicted model, not a curated record. Lineage: Eukaryota; Metazoa; Chordata; Mammalia; Carnivora; Felidae.